Molecule: messenger RNA, 1476 nt
Organism: Merops nubicus (carmine bee-eater)
Lineage: Eukaryota; Metazoa; Chordata; Aves; Coraciiformes; Meropidae
Gene: BAIAP2L1
Product: BAI1-associated protein 2-like 1
Exons: 13
Biological process (GO): positive regulation of actin filament polymerization; plasma membrane organization; actin filament bundle assembly
Cellular component (GO): nucleoplasm; cytosol
Molecular function (GO): protein binding
Source: RefSeq, a predicted model, not a curated record
AAUGUUAUGGAACAGUUCAAUCCAGGACUGAGAAAUUUAAUAAAUCUGGGGAAGAAUUAUGAAAAAGCUGUUAAUGCUAUGGUAGUGGCUGGAAGAGCAUAUUAUGAUAGCCUUGCAAAGAUUGGGGAUAUAUCAGCUGAUUCUCCAGUUUCUAAAGAAUUAGGCCAAGUUCUUGUAGAAAUUUCAAGAACACACAAGAAACUUAAUGACAGUCUAGAGGAGAGUUUCAAAAAAUUUCAUAAAGAAAUUAUAUCUGAACUGGAGAAGAAAACAGACCUGGAUGUAAAAUACAUGAAUGCAACUUUAAAGAGGUACCAAACUGAACACAGAAGUAAAUUAGAUUCUUUAGAGAAGUCUCAGGCUGAGCUGAAAAAAAUCAGAAGGAAAAGCCAAGGAGCACGGAAUGUAAUGAAAUACGAGCAUAAAGAAAUGGAGUAUUUGGAAACUGUGAGCUCUCGACAGAGUGAUAUUCAGAGAUUCAUUGCAGAGGGCUGCAGAGAAGCUCUCCUUGAAGAAAAGAGGAGAUUCUGUUUUCUGGUUGACAAGCACUGCAGCUUUACCCAGCACAUGCACUUCUAUCACAUCCAGUGUGCGGACUUCCUAAAAUCCAAGCUGCCUGGGUGGCAGGAAAUCUGUAGCGAUGCCACCAAAGUGCCUGAAAAAGUCAGAAUGAUGAUAGAUGAGAUAAGGACACCUGGUUCCACUCCAGUAUCCGGAACUCCACAGCCAUCACCAAUGAUAGAGAGAAAUACCAUGAUUGGAAGUGAUUUUUAUCCUCCCCACGACAACGCAGGGAAGGUGCCCCCUGCCCCUGCAGGCAGGGCGUACACCAGCCCGCUGGUUGACAUGUUUAACAGUCCUGCAACGGCUCCAAAGGCAUCUUCUGAAAAACUACAGCGCCCAGCAGAAAAUUCAGAUGAUGCCAGUUUAUCACGUUCAACUUCUGUUGCCACAGGACUAAAUAUAAUGAAAAGGCAAAAAGUAAAGACAAUCUUCCCACAUACUGCUGGAAGUAACAAGACGUUGCUUAGUUUUGCACAGGGGGAUAUCAUCACACUUCUUGUAGCUGAAGAGAAGGAUGGCUGGCUUUAUGGGGAGCAUGACUCAACUAAAGUAAAAGGAUGGUUUCCGUCAUCGUACACAAGACCACUAGAAGAAGCAGUGGAAGAAAAAGCAUUUGUCCCAGCACCAAGCCCGGCACCAAUCCGAAGUAUUAGUUCUGUGAAUCUUGUGGAAAAAGGUGAUGUUGUCCUCCCACCACCAGACUACCUGGGGUCUUUACAAACAGAUAAAAGAAUGGACUCCCCCAAAGGUACUACUGCUAGAACACCACCUGACAGAGCAGAAAACGCAGGUCCGAAACCUGAUAUGAAUGGCAUUAUAAAACCACCUUUUCUAAGUGGAGAAAAUCCUUUUGCAACUGUGAAACUCAGACCAACAGUAACAAAUGACAGAUCAGCACCAAUUAUUCGAUGA